Momordica charantia (bitter melon) is the source of this 780-nucleotide messenger RNA. NCBI's taxonomy places the organism in Eukaryota, Viridiplantae, Streptophyta, Magnoliopsida, Cucurbitales, Cucurbitaceae. The record is from RefSeq and is a predicted model, not a curated record.
GUGAGUGCUUACUAUAACCAAUUUCAAAAGGAUUUUUCGUUGUUUCUGAAAUGUCGUGCAGAAGAAUUGGUGGAGGGAGGUUGUAUGGUUUUGACGCUUUUGGGAAGGCGAAGCCAAGACCCCACUAGCAAAGAGUGUUGUUACAUUUGGGAGCUCUUGGCUCUAGCUCUCAAUGACAUGGUCUCUGAGGGAAUGAUAGAAGAGGAGGAACUAGAAAGUUUCAACCUACCAAAGUACAUGCCUUCAGCUGCGGAAAUGAAGAUUGAGAUAGUGAAAGAAGGAUCAUUUGUGAUUAAUGGCAUCCAAGUUUCGAAAGUGGAUUGGAAUAUUGUGUAUAAUGACAAACAACUCGACACACUGGAAGAAGUAAGGGAUUGUGGGUACAACGUAGCCAAGUACAUGAGGGCAGUGGCUGAACCGAUUGUUGUAAGUCAUUUUGGAGAACAUAUCAUCGAUGAAUUGUUCAUCAGAUAUGGAGACAUCAUUGUGGAUCGCAUGGCGAAAGAGAAAACUGAGUUUGUCAACGUCACCAUUUCCCUCACUAAAAUGAAGUAAUCGUAUUGGUCAAAAUAAAUAUAAAAGUAUGAAGAAUAUGAAUUUGGUUUUUGUUUGUGUAUUGUCUCGUGGUUUUAUUCUGUAUGUAUUAACUUUUUACAUUAGUUGCCAAAGUGGGAGAAUAUAUAUGCAUGUUGUUAUCAUAUGUAUGUCUCUGUUCAUGUACCCAAAAUGAUGAAGAUUUUUAAUUUUACAAGAAAGUCUUCUGGUUUUUGUUUGCUUUAA